Messenger RNA from Saccharomycopsis crataegensis, 1944 nucleotides. RefSeq lists its product as uncharacterized. Gene Ontology annotation, molecular function: aspartic-type endopeptidase activity. The transcript has a single exon. The record is from RefSeq and is a predicted model, not a curated record. Lineage: Eukaryota; Fungi; Ascomycota; Saccharomycetes; Ascoideales; Saccharomycopsidaceae. Gene Ontology annotation, biological process: proteolysis. Bases 1 to 1944 code for a protein of 647 amino acids.
AUGUUUAAACCUUCAACUGAAAGGCUUGUCCUAAUAUUUAUUCCUAGUCUCUUAACUUGGGUCAUCACUUUCACCGUGUUUUCGACAUAUUAUUCGGGUCCUGAGAAACUAGUCGAUAUUGCUGGUACCAGAAACCAAAUGACUUUCGCUAAAAAUUUAGCAGUUGGUUCAAACUACGAUGGUUUCGAAGAUAUCGGGCUUUUGAAGCGUUGUGAUCUUCCAACUAAUUUUGAUCCCACUCCAAAAUCCUGGGAAACAACCAGUAGUGAUGAACCAUCUUCUAUAUCUUCAUCUCAAUACCGUUACCACUCGUUUUUGCCAAUAUCUUCUUCUACAAAUGACGCUACUUUUGACAGCAAUAGUGCGCAAGCUACCGAUGUGACUGUUAGCACCAACGGGAAAUAUCAAGGUCAUGCUUCGGUAAGUCUGACUGAGACGUCAAUAUCCGAGGCUAUUUCCAGUACCAAAUCGAUUCCUACUGGUGAUUCCGCCUCAGUGUUAUCCAGUUCGGAAGCCAAAUUAUCCAGCUCACUUUCUGCUUUAAGUUUUUCUAUCGAAGCUGGUGCUGCUCCUACCUUAUCCACAUCCGUAUCAAGUGCUACUUCUAAAGCAGCUGCUGAUUACACCGUCUCUGCCAAGCUAAAUUUCUCCACCGCUCCAUUGUACUUGAUAUCUGUUGAGAUCGGUACCCCUGCACAACAAGUUCUCUUGGAAUUGGAUACCGGGUCUUCUGAUAUUUGGGUGGCUUCUGCAGUUGAUCCGGGAACCAUUGAUUGUUCCACUUAUGGAUGUUACAAUUCAUCGGACAGCCAGAGUUACACCGCCUCUGGAGAAACAUUCGAGAUGAUUUACGGAGGAUCCUACAUUGUUGAAGGCAAAUAUGUUUUUGAUGAUAUAACUGUCAAUGGGGCAGCGAUCGAUGGAAUGAAAUUUGCCAUAGUGGAUGGUGCGUCGGCAUCUGACGCUGGGAUUUUUGGUGUUGGGCCUAAGGCCGGUGAAGGAAGCACCAUUGCAUCGACCACUAACACUACUGACACCAAUGUUACCGGGAUAUUGUCGGAAUUGAAAAGCUUAUUGGGGAGUUUUUGGGACGAGCUCAUUCUGGUUUUUGCAAUUUUCAACACCUAUGAUAACUUGUUAUACUCGUUAAAACAACAGGGUUAUAUUGCUGAUUUGAAAUAUCUGGUGUAUCGUACUUCUGUUGGCACGUUGCCAAGUGCUUACACAGCCCCAGCCAAUUCCAGCUCAUACAAUUCCACUUCAAAUGGUACUGAGAGUCUGGUUAAUUACAGCAUGUUAGGACAAGGUGUGGUUCUUUUUGGUGGUUCUGAUUCAUCGAAGUAUCAAGGUGCGUUGCAAACUUUCUCUAUUGUUCCUUCCCCAACAAUGGAGACUUAUCUUUCUUACGUACAGCCUUUGAUUGAUUAUUUUGGAGACGAAUUGAAGCCAUAUUACUUGACCAAUAACUUGAUAAAUUUGUAUGAUAUUGAUAUCUUGGGGGUCAAUUUGUUGACUGUUAGUGGGGUGACGACCGCUGGUUCCGGGAUUCCUGCGUUGAUUGACACCGGGACCCUUAUUAGUGGGAUUCCCUCAGCGGCAAUGGGGAUAAUUGUUAAUGCCACCAGUGCCACCUACGAUGAAGAUACGGGGGCUUAUUAUGUUCCAUGCGACGGGUCUUCUUUCCCAGCUGAAGGAUUGACUUACAGUUUGAGUUUUAAUAGCGAUAGCAGUUUGGGAGUUGAAGUUGGUUUGCAAGAUACCUUGAUCGCCCCAUUGGAGAUUGUUGACGAAGAGAUUGUAGUUGAUGGGGUUCAGCAGUGUUAUUUACCAUUUGAGACUGGUGAGGAUGAGAUAGUGACCUUGGGAGUGUCGGUGAUGAGAUAUUUCUACAUGGAGUUUGAUUAUGAUAAUUGGGAGAUCAGUUUGGCGUUGGGAAAUAACUAG